This is a messenger RNA of Hylaeus anthracinus, 2570 nucleotides long. RefSeq lists its product as uncharacterized. Gene Ontology annotation, molecular function: protein binding. Lineage: Eukaryota; Metazoa; Arthropoda; Insecta; Hymenoptera; Colletidae. The coding region runs from base 183 to 2570 and encodes 795 amino acids. The transcript has 5 exons. The record is from RefSeq and is a predicted model, not a curated record.
UUUCAUCGUCUACGGAAAUAUCGAUCAAACGAAACCUGGGAGACAAACGUUGGCACGGCGAGUUUCUUAUGUUUUCAACUAACGGUCACGGAGAAGUAGGUUUUCACGUAUUUUUGAUAACCUAAGGAUCCGCAGAAGCACGUCGCGCAAUUAUUCUUGGUAGAUAGAUAUUUUUCGUUAAGAUGGAGAGGGACUGUGACUUCCAGUUGAACUUGGCGGAGAACAAACUUUCGUCUGAAAGCAGGCUUGACGUGUCCGCCAGCAGCGUCUCUUUGUCUGAAACAGAGAUACCUAAGGAUUCGUCGGUGGACUUGGACAUUCUGACGACCUCGUUGCUCCAGAUUUCUACGAAGAUGGAAUUAGAGUUGCACAGAGACCGGUGCUCGUCUAUCCACUUAGAAUCUACCAGUGAAUCGAUACCUGAAGCAGACGACGAAGACAAACCCAGCUGGUUGUCGUAUUCGGACUGCGACGCGAUAUUAGACAUCACCAGUGAAAAUUUGUCUUACUACAAUUCCACGAAAGCGGAAAAGGACAGUGACAGCGAUUUAGACGACACUUUGCUCUUCUAUGACGCUGAGGACAACGAAACUUCGAGUAAGGAUGAGAGUACAAGAGACAAUUACUGCAAGAACUUGAGCUACGAACAGUAUACGGAACAAGUCUGUGAAAGCUUGGAUGACUUGGAUCAAACGACGGAAAAGGAUGUUUCGAUCGUCUCGAAACGUUCUACGACCAAGAUACUGAGUAUACAACCUGAAGACGCGGUCGAGAAUGAAGAUUAUCACGAGACAAUAAAGGAUCGUUGCUUUGGGAAUCGAAACGUGGAAGAUGUAGUUGGAGAUUCAGGUGAAGACAAUCCUGAAACAGAAAAUCUGUCAAAGACGGAUGGCGAAGAAGAUAACCAAAGACACCAAACCCAUGAGAUUGUAGUUAAAGAUAUUUUCAAGAUCACCGAACAAGACCAACAAUUGCACACUCUCUUCUCGAGCGACUUCGAAGUUGAAAUGGAGAGACUAAUUUAUUCUUCGUCCAACACAAACAUCUCCAGCUACAUCGAGUUCAGGGAGAGCAUCAAGGACCCGGUACUGGAAGCAGCUUUAACUCAAUCGAACUUGGGAGGGCUUUCUAUCCACGAAGUAGGCGAGAUGGAAGAAAUGUCAUCAGAAGAUCAAAAGUCAAAAGAAAAGGAAAAUUGUACAACAGAGAGCUGUUUAAAUGAAGAUGAAAAGCACGAAGAAACGAAACGAGUAGAAGUAAUUUGUACCGAAGACUACCUGGAGAGGUUGGCAGAGAUCACAGAACCGAACUGUCCCAGAUCGGAAGAAGAAGUUCGCGAAACGUUGAAGAAGAUCGCGGAAGGAAAGGCAAAGAUCGAGAGUAGAAAGAACGAAGCGUUGAAGAAUCUCUCCGAGGAGUUCAGCGAGGUGGAGAAACUCGUAGCUGAACAGAGGAUUUUCGAAGAAAGCUUUUCGCCCGAUGUUAAGUCCAUCGAUGACGAUAACAGUCAAUCUGAUGAAAGCGUGGACGAAAUAAAUAGGAAGAUCAACCACUUUGAAAUGCCUUUGACAAAGGAUGAGGUUGCUGAGAGUUUCAAGGUUAAAACUAUGCAGAAAGAUCUCGAGGAGGAGGAGCAACGUCGAACGGAGUCGUUGCAGGAAUGUCUGCAAGUGAUUCCGAAAAAAGGAGAAACCGACGAACCUAGACAAGAGAAAGUAAUAUUUGACGCUGGAACAACCGUGGAAGAAAAGGAAAGUAAAGAGAAAAGCGAAGUUGCUCGAAUUUUCACGGCGAUUUCUUCGGAAAUAGCCGAAGAGAAGGUGGAAUCCGACGCAAGAGUCGAUGAAUCGAUCCUAGAAGACACCGAUACUCCGAAACCAGCGGAAAGAGUGGUUAGUAGCAUCGUAGAGGACAUAAUCGCCGACACAGAAGACUCCUCGUUCUGGGAUCUGUGCAAAGAACCGGAGAGAACGUACAUCAAAGGGAAAGUGUACGAUUUUAGCCAGAAGAAACACGGCGUGAGAAUGACCGAGGCCUUCCUGAGUAAACACUGUAAAGUGAACAAGCUCUAUCAGACCCCGCACCUGAACGACGUCCUCUAUCUUCACUACAAAGGUUUCUCUUUCAUCGAGAACCUGGAGAAGUACACAGGCCUGAAGUGUCUAUGGCUGGAGAACAACGGGAUCCAGGAGAUCGCCAAUUUGGAGAAUCAAACCGAGCUGAGAUGCUUGUACCUUCACAACAACCUGAUCAACAAAAUCGAGAACCUCUCGCAUCUAACCAGACUGGAUACUCUGAACCUCUCGCACAACACCAUACGGAGGAUCGAGAAUCUCGACAGCUUGAAGUUCCUGAAUACUCUAAACCUGUCGCACAACUACCUACAAGAAACCGCCGACAUCGAGCACCUCCGAUUGCUGGACAGUCUCUCGAUACUGGAUAUUUCUCACAACAGGAUAGACACCGACCAAGUCGUUAAUGUGAGUCCGUUAUGUUUCCUUAAUCGUGUGCCUCUGGCGUCACUUCGACGGCUGCCUCGGGUGCUCGGGACGCCGAGUUAUGUAAUUUAA